Messenger RNA from Rubroshorea leprosula, 3034 nucleotides. The record is from the annotation of a GenBank genome assembly. Lineage: Eukaryota; Viridiplantae; Streptophyta; Magnoliopsida; Malvales; Dipterocarpaceae.
AUUGUUUUAUGUAUGAUGUGAAGUAGGGAUGCAAUAUGGUAGUCAAGUCACUAGUAGAUUUAUGGCACUGAUGGAGACAGAGUCUGUGUGGCUCUUCUGAAAAGCUUGGGACAUUUUAUGUUGAUUAAAUUUCACAUGAAACCCUCACAACAUUCCUCCUUUUGAGAGUUGAGAGACCAGCAAAAUCUCUCGAAAGACUUUUAAUCUUCACUUAAUUUCGAUAUUGAGAAUUGCAAUCCCUGUGAUUGGUUUAAACAUAACCCCAUGUCAAUUUUAAUGGUUUCUCUUUCUCCAUAAAAAUAUUUUAUUUGAAUUCUUUCAUGCAGAGCCUUUAGUUUUAAUAAUUUCUCUGCAACACUCCCACUGGAACUUGGCAAUUUAGUCAAACUUGAACGUUUGUGAGUUAUAACUUUCUUCUAGUUCUUUGUAGCUCAAUAAGUUUGUGCAGUAACAAGCAUAUCACUGGAGACUAAACAGUUUUGGUUUAUGAAUGUAUAGUUACAUUGACAGCUGUGGAGUUGGUGGUGAAAUUCCCUCAACAUUUGCUAACCUUCUAAACAUGCAAGCAAUGUGUUUAUCAGACAAUCCUUUCACAGGGAAGAUACCUGAUUUCAUUGGCAACUGGGCAAACCUUAAAUUAUUGAGACUUGAAGGGAACUACUUUGAAGGUCCUAUACCAUCCAGUUUUCCUAAAUUAACCUCUCUAGAAUCUCUGCGAAUCAUUGGUCUAUCCAAUGUGAGCUCUUCUCUUGAUUUCAUUAGAAAUUUAAAGAAAUUAACUAGCUUAAUUUUAAGAAAUGCAUUAAUUACUGGUAGUAUUCCAUCUGAUAUUGGAGAACUCCAACAUUUACAAAAUCUGGAUUUGAGUUUCAAUAACUUGACAGGCCAAAUUCCGAGUGCUUUGUUCACCAUAAGUUCUCUUAAAUACUUGAUUCUUGGAAAUAAUAGUCUGUCUGGUACCAUCCCUAUCCAAAAGAGUGAAAACCUAAUGAAUAUAGAUUUAUCUUAUAAUUUUCUGUCUGGAAGUUUUCCUCCAUGGGUGCGCACAAUCGAACCAUUGAAUCUAGUAGCCAACAACUUCACAUUUGACAAGUCAAACGUUAGUCUUUUUCUAGGGUUGAAUUGCCUUCAAAGAAGCUUCCCGUGCAGCAGGAGCUCUCCACGCUAUGCAAACUUUGCAAUCAAUUGUGGUGGCCCGGUGGUGUUUGCUGAUGGGAUAAGAUAUGAGGCCGAAACCUCUUCUCUUGGCAUGGCAUCAUUUAAUGUAAUUGAUACCGAGAAAUGGGCAGUUAGCAAUGUGGGUUCGAUUACUGAUGUAGUUGUUGCAGCCAAUAAGCAAAGUAGCUUGGAACCAGUGAGAAACACAAACUCACCAGAACUUUAUCAGACUUCAAGGAUAUCUGCUGGAUCACUCAGAUACCAUGGCUUAGGCCUAGAGAAUGGGCCUUAUACAGUUAACUUGCUUUUUGCGGAAACAGCUCUCAGAGAUCAAAGCAACCAUACUUGGGAGAGUCUGAGAAGGCGAGUUUUUGAUAUUUAUAUUCAGGGAACCAUUGUAUUGAAGGAUUUUGACAUAUCAAAUGAGGCAGGUGGGGUUAACAGAGCAAUCACUAAGAAUUUCAUUGCUACUGUAUCAGAGAACCAUCUUGAAAUUCACCUAUUUUGGGCUGGUAAGGGAACUUGCUGCAUACCACAACCAGGUUCCUAUGGACCAUCCAUUUCAGCAAUCAGCGUGGUAUCAAAUUUCACACCAAAUAUAAGUUGGAUUGACCCACGUACGGCAAACGAGAAUAGGACUGGGUUGAUUGUUGGUGUUGCAGUUCCUGUGGGAGUUGUCACCUUCACAUUGAUAUUGAUAUUUGUAGUCUUCUACAUGAGAAGGAAAAAAGAUGAUGAUGAGAAAGAGCUUGUUGGAAUCGGACCCAGACCAAACACCUUCAGUUAUGCUGAGUUGAGAGCUGCAACAGAUGAGUUCAGUCCCUCAAAUAAGUUAGGAGAAGGGGGAUUUGGUCCGGUAUACAAGGGUAACCUUUCUGAUGGGCGGAUUGUAGCUGUGAAGCGGCUUUCAGUAGCAUCUUACCAAGGGAAGAGUCAGUUUGUUACUGAGAUUGCCACCAUAUCUGUGGUGCAACAUCGCAACCUUGUUAAACUGUAUGGGUGCUGCAUUGAAGGAAACAGACGCCUCCUUGUUUAUGAGUAUCUUGAGAACAAAAGUCUAGACCAAGCACUCUUUGGAAAUAAAGACUUGCAUCUUGAUUGGCCAACCCGCUUUAGAAUCUGCCUGGCAACUGCUAGGGGACUAGCUUAUCUUCAUGAGGAAUCAAGGCCGAGGAUCAUACACAGAGAUGUAAAGGCAAGUAACAUUUUGCUUGAUGCUGAGCUGUGUCCGAAAAUAUCUGACUUUGGAUUGGCAAAGCUAUAUGAUGACAAGAAAACUCACAUCAGCACCCAGGUUGCAGGAACUAUUGGCUAUUUGGCACCAGAGUAUGCAAUGCGUGGCCACCUCACUGAGAAGGCAGAUGUUUUCAGCUUUGGUGUUGUUGCUUUGGAAAUUGUCAGUGGAAGACCAAACUCUGACAAUAGACAGGACAAUGACGAGAUCUAUCUUCUUGAAUGGGCAUGGACUCUCUAUGAAAGCAACCAAAGUCUAGGUCUGGUGGAUCCAACCCUAGUGGAGUUUGAUGAAACUGAAGCUUUAAGAAUGAUAAGAGUGGGACUCCUGUGCACGCAAGCAUCACCAAUGAUGCGACCACCCAUAUGCAUCUUCAUUGAACUGGAUGAAAAUCACUGCUUAUGAUGUUUUUAAUGGUAGGAAUGGCAUCUUGGUCAUUUUGCUACCAAAAUAAUUUAUCGGUUGUUCACAAAGAUUGUUUUCUUGGUUUGCCCUUGGUGCUUUGUGUCUCCUUUCUCAUUUGGAAUAUGGCUUUUAGGUCUUUUUGCUUUCUUGUGUUUUUGUAGUGUUUACGCUGAUCGACUUUCUUUUCGACAAAUACCUACUUUUAGUCUUUUACCUUAAUAAAUUUGUAGGUUUUAU